UCCUGUUGUUACGGCCGGCGGCAUUCGGCGACGGAAACCGGAAGUCAGUCGGUGUUUAUGCACGGUGACACUCAUGAAGAGCAACUUGAAGGAGACGUUCAACCAUGAAGUGCACACGCUGCCUGCUCCGGCUGCUUGGCCAGUCCGCCUACGCCGCAGCCCGGCCCACUCGCCCCAGUUCACUACGCAGUCCACAGCAUGAUCAGGCCGUGAGGUGUUUCCGCGGUAACAAAGGUAGCCCUGUGACCGCCGAGUUCAUCGGCGAGGACCGCACCAAGAUGCCCGUGGCCACGCGCGACCCCUUCACCGCGGAGCACAAAACCAAGGCCUCCUUCGUCGAGGCGCUGCAGGCGUUCGCCAAGGCCGACGUGAGGCGGCGGGGUCACGUGGAGUUCAUCUAUGCGGCGCUCAAGAAGAUGCCCGAGUUCGGCGUGGAGCGUGACCUGGCCGUCUACAACCAGCUGCUGGACGUCUUCCCCAAGGAGGUGUUCGUGCCCAGGAACUUCAUCCAGCGCAUGUUCAAUCAUUACCCCCGGCAGCAGGAGUGCGCCGUGCAGCUACUGGAACAAAUGGAGAAUUACGGUGUCAUGCCCAACGUGGAAACCAAGGUCCUGCUGGUGCAGAUUUUUGGCGCGAAGGGCCACCCAAUGAGGAAGUACCAGCGCAUCAUGUACUGGUUCCCAAAAUUCAAACACGCCAACCCCUUCCCCAUCCCGCAUCAGCUGCCCGAAGACCCGGUGGACCUGGCUCGCUUCAGCCUGAAGCGCAUAGCCAACGACCUGGAUGCCAAAGUCACCAUUUACCAGAUGCCCUGCACAGAUGCGACAGAGAGCGGCCACCAGAUCAGCCUCCCCCACAUCGUCGGCAUCCAAAGCCCCGACCAGAUGGAGCUCCUCGGGAAGCACGACCCGAGCAGGCCUGUUUUCGUGGAGGGACCUUUCCCCCUCUGGCUGAGGAAGACGUGCGUCCACUACUACGUUCUCCGAGCCGAACCCGUGCCGCCUGGCGACAAGGUGGAGGAGUCCUUUGACCCAGAGCGAUGUUUCUACUACCCUCUGCAACUCGACCUCGACUUUGAUCGGGACUUUGGGGACUUGGAGACCUUUGAUGUAGAAGAUUUGGAUGAAGGUCCGGUUUUUGCCAUGUGCAUGACCAGCCAAGGGGACCAGGCCACCCUCAACCAGUGGAUCAGCGGUCUCCAGGAGAGCAACCCCAUCCUGGGUCAGAUCCCCACCGUGUUCCGCUUGCAAGCCGGCACAAGGGAGCUGCGAGCGGAAACCUCAAGAGAGGAGUCCCCGAGGGAGGAGUCGGCGGCGCCCGAGGGACCCGAGGUCACGGAGGAGGCGAGGAGGCACAGCAACUGACCGUAGGACGUAUCUACCCUUCCGUUUUCGAAAAUGCUUGUCCUCACAAGACGUCGCGGGUAAGCUGGCGCCAUCCUGGACCGGAAUCGCAGGUUAAGAGUCUUCGAUGAAUCCAACGUGCGUGUUUUGGGGAGGGGACAAAGCCGAGACUUGAACCCUGGACAUCACACGUCCGGCCUCAAUAAGGAAGAACUCACGUGUGACAAAAGAAGACCAAAUUAUUCCAAAGGUUAAAAAAAAAA
This is a messenger RNA of Hippocampus comes (tiger tail seahorse), 1606 nucleotides long. It is a transcript of the gene ecsit, whose product is annotated as ECSIT signaling integrator. NCBI's taxonomy places the organism in Eukaryota, Metazoa, Chordata, Actinopteri, Syngnathiformes, Syngnathidae. The record is from RefSeq and is a predicted model, not a curated record. Gene Ontology annotation, molecular function: protein binding. Gene Ontology annotation, biological process: cell surface receptor protein serine/threonine kinase signaling pathway; innate immune response. The transcript has 7 exons. Gene Ontology annotation, cellular component: mitochondrion. The coding region runs from base 105 to 1364 and encodes 419 amino acids.